AUGCAUGUGAGUAGAGGAGGUUGGGUUGGGCCAACAUUUGCUUUAGCAAAGUUUGAUGAUUCUUUUGAAGGGAAGAAAUCAGUAAUUCGGCGUUCAAAAGAGGAAAGGAAAGGAAUGGUUGAGACUUUUAUCAAAAGAUACCAGAAAUCAAACAAUGGAGAUUUCCCAUCACUGAAUCUGACACGUAAGGAAGUUGGUGGCUCCUUUUACACUGUGCGUGAAAUUGUUCGGGAGAUAAUUCAAGAAAACCGGGUGCUCGGCCCACCUAAGUCACCUCCAGGUGAUAAAAACAUGGAGAAACUAGAUAGCUUCUUAGAACACAACCCAUUGGGUUCAAUGUCUGUUGAUCUCCAUGUACAUAUGGUAACUCAAGAAGGAUCUAUUGUGGAUGAUCAAAAAGAUGGAUUAGUAACAAAUCAAUCUGAAAAACAUGAAAUAUUAGAAAAUGUAGUUGUAGGAGCUUCUUCUUCUUCUUCUUCUUCUUCUUCUUCUUCUUCUUCUUCUUUAGGACAUGUAACCAUGGAGGAAAAGGAUACUGAAAACAGGGAAGUGGUAGAUAUACAGUUGGAGGAAGAAAAUCAUAAGAAUCAAAAUCAUUCCUCAACUGAAGAAAACAUAGAUGUUAAACUUGAAGAUAGUCUUCCUGUUGAAGAAAAAAAUGUAAAUGGUGCAUACACUCCGAAUCCCGACACCAUUUCUGUACAACAAUCGACACUUGAAGAUGAUGAUGGAAGAAAUGCAAAUUUGAAGAAAUCAAGUGAUCACAGCAAUUCCCAAAAGAGAAGAACCACAGCAACAUUAAACAGAAUAAAUCUCGAGUCAUGGGAAGCUGCAUCGAAGAAAUCUAGUGGCCAAGAAACUCACCGAUUUGUGACAUUCAUCAAGGCUUUCAUUACUGCAUUUGUCAAGUUUUGGUCGGACGACUAGUAUAUUAUAUAUUUGU
This is a messenger RNA of Lactuca virosa, 943 nucleotides long. NCBI's taxonomy places the organism in Eukaryota, Viridiplantae, Streptophyta, Magnoliopsida, Asterales, Asteraceae. The record is from the annotation of a GenBank genome assembly.